AUGGUUGAAUUUGAAGAGUAUUCGGGCAUGCAAAUUCUUUCACAGCAGCAACCACAACCUACAAUAUUGACUCCCGUAUCGGAUCAUGCUUGUUUUGUUACCAUAGAAUUAUUGAGCGAGUGUUUUGAGAAUUUACAAAUUCAAUGGGAAUGCAUGGAUGCUUGUUUAAAUUUAUUGAAAUUAAUGAAUUCAUCACCAUCAUUAUUAUUAUCAUCGGGUGAAUCAUCAUUCAACAAUGAUGAACAAGAUUGUGGAGUAUUGAUGAGUAUUGGAUUUGGACGUCAAUUUCUAGAAUCUAUUUUACGAAAUAUUUCCAAUACUGAAUCAAUGAACAACCAAACCAAUCAUCAUUCCGAGCAUUCUUCUCCAAUUAAUUUUAUCAAACAAUAUUUAAAAUCUUCUGACUUUACAGAAUAUCCCAAAGAUUUGAAAGGAAAAUUUGGUGGAUUUCCCAACACUGGAGGUGAUAUUUUCCUUCAUAUUAAAUCGAACAAUAUGGAUGGCGCUUUUCGAUGUAGCAUGCAAGUGUUAAAUCAUGCCAGCAUUGCUCCACAUGUAAAACGAGUACAAGAUGAAACAUUUGGAUUUUUACAUCGAAAAAACAUGAAAAAAGGUUUAGGAAGAGAUUUAUCUGGAUUUGAGGACGGAACUGAAAAUCCAAAAGAAUUGGAAGAAAAAAUUGAAGCAGCCCUUAAUGAACACGGAGAUUCGUUUUUACUGGCUCAGAAAUGGGUGCAUAAUUUAAAGUUUUUCAAUUCUCUUCCAUUGAAAGAGAGGGAAAAUGAUAUUGGAAGAACCAUGGAUGAAAGUAUCGAGUUGGAGGACAAAUCUCCAAACUCUCAUGUGGCACGAGUAUCAUUGGUGGAAGAAGACGGACAUGAAAUUGAAGUGAUUCGACAAUCCAUGACAUUUGGCACUUCUUCCCAACAUGGUCUCUUCUUUUUAUCGUUUGCCAACUCUACUCUGACUUUUAUUCAUCAAUUGGAGAGUAUGGUAGGCGUUGGAAAAUUUGCAACUCCCGAAGGUCACAAUGAUCAUAUUAUGAGAUUUUCUACGAAUGUGUUGGGAUCGUUUUAUUAUGUACCCUCAAUGAAAAGCUUGACAAUGUUGAUUGAGACCAUGUCGCCACUGGUACUUAAACGACACCGUACAUUAUUGUCUCGAGAAGAAAACAUUUAUAGAUUGAGCAAACUGUGA
Naegleria lovaniensis is the source of this 1197-nucleotide messenger RNA. RefSeq lists its product as uncharacterized. The transcript has a single exon. Gene Ontology annotation, cellular component: cytosol. Gene Ontology annotation, molecular function: heme binding; peroxidase activity. The record is from RefSeq and is a predicted model, not a curated record. NCBI's taxonomy places the organism in Eukaryota, Heterolobosea, Eutetramitea, Acrasida, Naegleriidae. The coding region runs from base 1 to 1197 and encodes 398 amino acids.